This is a messenger RNA of Epithele typhae, 543 nucleotides long. RefSeq names its product RF-1 domain-containing protein. The record is from RefSeq and is a predicted model, not a curated record. The coding region runs from base 1 to 543 and encodes 180 amino acids. Gene Ontology annotation, cellular component: mitochondrial large ribosomal subunit. Gene Ontology annotation, biological process: mitochondrial translational termination. Gene Ontology annotation, molecular function: translation release factor activity. NCBI's taxonomy places the organism in Eukaryota, Fungi, Basidiomycota, Agaricomycetes, Polyporales, Epitheliaceae. The transcript is spliced from 4 exons.
AUGGGUCAAGCCAUUCGAAGAUUGCACGACGGGCGCGACAUCCUGCCCACUCCCCCUGCCCUGCCCACUCUUCGAGACGGGGCGGACAGCGCGAAGGCGAGCGAGUGGAUAGACGCAUUCAAGCACAAGGACAUUCCCAAGGGCGUCGUCGAGUUUACAUAUUCACGGAGUUCUGGUCCAGGAGGACAGAAUGUCAACAAAGUGAAUACAAAGGCAACUCUGCGCGUGCCCCUGUCAUCCCCGUGGAUUCCUAUGUGGGCACGCGAUCAUAUCAAAGCAACCCCCGCAUAUGUCUCGUCCUCGCAGUCAAUACUGAUAACUUCGACUGUCUUUCGAUCCCAAGCUCAAAACGUGGAGGACUGUCUCCUCAAGCUGCGAUCUCUGGUUUUACGCGCGGCGGCGGCCGGGCUGGUCCAUGAGGCCUCGGAAGAGCAGAAAGAGCAUGUCCGGAGGCUGGAAAAGGCAGAAAAGACACGCCGAAGAGCGGACAAGGAGAAGCGAAGCAUGACGAAACGCACUCGGUCCAACCAAACCUGGGAUUAG